Phycodurus eques (leafy seadragon) is the source of this 2425-nucleotide messenger RNA. RefSeq names its product acetylcholine receptor subunit alpha. Gene Ontology annotation, cellular component: synapse; neuron projection; postsynaptic membrane. The transcript has 9 exons. The record is from RefSeq and is a predicted model, not a curated record. Bases 1 to 1506 code for a protein of 501 amino acids. Lineage: Eukaryota; Metazoa; Chordata; Actinopteri; Syngnathiformes; Syngnathidae. Gene Ontology annotation, biological process: signal transduction; monoatomic ion transmembrane transport; regulation of membrane potential. Gene Ontology annotation, molecular function: transmembrane signaling receptor activity; acetylcholine-gated monoatomic cation-selective channel activity.
AUGGCGCGGCGGAAAAAUUGGAUUUUCACCCAAGCGUUUAGCAUCCCCCAUAUCCAUCAUAGCGUCAUCUACACGCCGGCAUCAAGCUUCUCAUUCGCCGUGUUAGAUGCCGUGAUAAGCUCGGCGGUUGGCCGCUGCGUCGUCUACGCUGGAUUCCUUCCCGUGUGCUUUCUUUCUUCUGGAGCUGCCACCUGGGCUUCCAAUGAUGAAACCCGCCUGGUCAAAACCCUCUUCACUGGUUACAACAAGGUGGUCCGGCCCGUCAGUCACUUCAAGGACCCGGUAGUUGUCACUGUGGGCCUGCAGCUCAUCCAGCUUAUCAGCGUGGACGAAGUCAACCAGAUUGUCAGCAGCAACGUGCGACUCAAACAGCAAUGGAAAGAUGUCAACUUGCAGUGGAACCCGGAGGAUUAUGGCGGGAUCAGAAAGAUCAGAAUUCCCUCCACUGACAUUUGGCGGCCCGAUCUGGUACUCUACAACAACGCCGAUGGUGACUUUGCUAUUGUGCAUGAGACCAAAGUGCUGCUGGAGCACACGGGACUGAUCACGUGGAACCCUCCUGCCAUCUUCAAGAGCUAUUGUGAGAUCAUUGUGCUGCACUUCCCCUUUGACCUGCAGAACUGCAGUAUGAAACUGGGCACCUGGACCUACGAUGGGAACUUGGUCGUCGUCAAUCCUGACAGCGAUCGUCCCGACUUGAGUAACUUCAUGGAGAGUGGAGAGUGGGUGAUGAAAGACUUCCGCAGCUGGAAACAUUGGGUGUACUACGCCUGCUGCCCAGACACCCCCUACCUGGAUAUCACCUACCACUUCCUCAUGCUGCGCCUCCCCCUCUACUUCAUCGUCAACGUCAUCAUCCCGUGCAUGCUCUUCUCCUUCCUGACAGGGCUGGUCUUCUAUCUGCCCACAGACUCUGGUGAGAAGAUGACCCUGAGCAUCUCCGUCCUCCUCUCUCUGACCGUCUUCCUGCUGGUCAUCGUGGAGUUGAUCCCGUCCACCUCCAGCGCGGUCCCGCUCAUUGGGAAGUACAUGCUCUUCACCAUGGUCUUCGUCAUCGCCUCCAUCAUCAUUACCGUCAUUGUCAUCAACACUCACCACCGAUCCCCGAGCACCCACACCAUGCCCGAAUGGGUUCGAAAGCUUUUCAUCGAAACCAUCCCGAACAUUAUGUUCUUCUCAACGAUGAAGCGUCCCGGAAAGGAAAAGCCAGUGAAGAACAUCUACGGCGGCGACUUUGACAUCUCAGACAUCUCUGGCAACCAGGCUUCUGCUGUGCCCUACCAAUCACCCAUAACCAAAAACCCAGACGUCCGCAGUGCCAUCGAGGGAGUUAAGUACAUCGCGGAGACGAUGAAAUCGGAUGAAGAAUCUAACAACGCUGCUGAGGAGUGGAAGUUUGUGGCCAUGGUGUUGGAUCACAUCCUGUUGUGCGUCUUCAUGGCUGUGUGUCUCAUCGGCACGUUAGGCGUGUUUGCUGGACGUCUCAUUGAGCUGAGUAUGCUCUAGAUCACUGGUUCUUUAGCUUUUUACACCAAGUACCUCCAAGACAAAAUUAAUCAAAAUUAACGCUGUCCAAGUACCACUGGCACGAAAAUGCAAUAGGGUAGUACAGUAAGUGUUCAUCAAAAACGAGACGGAGGUUUUGUUACUAUAAAGUAUAUUAAAUAUUAUUCUAAGCCAUUGUAACAUGCACAAUUUGAACAUUAACAAUGCGCUCAAAUAUAGGAAAUGUAUUGAAUGUAAAAGUUAAAUACAACUGAACUGUACUCAGGCAGUUAUUCUUUCAUGUACCACUAGAGGGAGCCCGCGCACCACACUGAGAAUCACAGCUCUACAUGCCUAAAGCCUCAUGGCUGCUCAAAGAGGAGUGAACCUCAUUACAUGUUUUUUCUUUUAUCCCAUUAUGGAUUGUGGAGCUCCCUGUUUGCUCUUUUGGUGCUUUAAAAAUGACUGUAUUUAUAUUUUCAAUAUUAUUGUGUAAACCUGUAUCAUAUAUAAUGAGUAGUUUGCCUUUUUUGGUACUUUUAUGAAACUGAUGUCAUGUAUUGCAGGUUAACAUAUCUACAAUAAAUCCUAUGAGGAUUAAAUGUUCCAUUUUUGCAGGUUCUAUGUGUGCUGUGCAUGUUAUGAGUAAUACUAAGUGUUCUGAAUACCAUUUUAUUACAAUAUAUGAUCAUGAGAUGAAUGUUAGCAUGUCAACAGUUACUGUAAUUCAAGAUAAAAACUUUCAUACAAUACAACACAACACAAUACAUUCUGUUUGAUAACUAUAGCUUGAAUAUCUGUCAGGAAGUCCUUUAUAAACCCUUCCAAUCCUUGAUAAACCCUGCACAAUGUAAUGAGAUAAUGCUGUGUUCUUGUCAACUACACAUUAAAAAAAAAAUAAUAUCUACUAUGUUAAUUACGUCUCAUUAAUGUCUUUGUA